Molecule: messenger RNA, 3401 nt
Organism: Centruroides sculpturatus (bark scorpion)
Lineage: Eukaryota; Metazoa; Arthropoda; Arachnida; Scorpiones; Buthidae
Exons: 14
Coding region: 29-3328 (1099 amino acids)
Biological process (GO): proteolysis
Molecular function (GO): serine-type endopeptidase activity
Source: RefSeq, a predicted model, not a curated record
GGUCCCAUUAACUUCACUGUCGUUGCUCAUGAUGAUUCUUUUAGUGUUCGAAUCUUAUAAAAUUUUGAAUUAUAUUCUAAUAUUCUAUUUCUUUUUUUCGACAGUUUGUUCCGUUCUGAAGAUAAAUCCGAAACCGUGUUCCAAUGCGUUAGGUUCAAAAGGAACUUGCAUGUUUGUAUGGGACUGCAUUAAAACGGAUGGUAAACAUCUAGGAACGUGCGUUGAUGGAUUUUUAUUUGGAAGCUGUUGCGAAUAUAAUACGAAAAAUACAAAUGAAACAUCGAUAAAUUCGGUUACAACUACGUCAACCGUUAGCCAGAAUAACAAACUGGAAGAAGCUAAACCUACAGAAAUUAUCGCCAUCCCUCCGAUAGCUAUCACUUCGGCUCCUUUAAUAAUUAGCCAAACUAAACCUUCAUUAAACACGAGACAACCUUUAGGAACCUCCACGAAAACCACACAAACUACAAGCCUGAGAAACACGGAUACCACUACAGUUCCUUCUACAUCUACUUCUGAAAAACUCCCCAUUGCAACGAGGAGCCCUGAAAGUAGGGAAGAAGAAUGUGGCAUUUCUCCGGCUCACCAUAAGAGCAAAGUGGUUGGAGGAACGAAUGCAGCUUUUGGUGCGUGGCCAUGGCAAGCAUCUGUGAGACGAACAUCUUUCUUCGGAUUUUCUAGUACGCAUAGAUGCGGAGGUGCCAUCAUAAAUCGACAAUGGAUAGCCACAGCUGGCCAUUGUGUAGACGAUUUGCUGCUGCCACAAAUUAGAAUUCGAGUUGGUGAAUACGAUUUUGCCAGCGUGAUGGAGCCAUACCCUUAUAUAGAAAGGGGAGUGAAGAAGAAAGUAGUCCAUCCUCGUUACAAUUUUUUCACGUAUGAGAAUGAUUUAGCUCUUGUGAAGCUCGAAGCACCCUUGGAUCGACUUCCACACAUAGCAACAAUUUGUUUACCAUCAGACACUGAAAAAGAUCUCAUAGGAAGGAAUGCAACUGUCACUGGAUGGGGAAGAUUAAGCGAGGGUGGUGUAUUGCCCUCUAUUCUUCAAGAAGUUCAGGUUCCUGUCAUAAGUAAUGAAAAAUGUAAAAAUAUGUUUUUGAAAGCGGGUAGACACGAAUAUAUACCUGAAAUUUUUAUGUGUGCAGGGUUCGAAGAUGGAGGAAGAGACUCUUGUCAGGGAGAUUCUGGUGGUCCACUACAAAUGCAAGGAGAAGAUGGAAGAUGGUUCCUAGCUGGGAUUAUAUCGUGGGGAAUCGGUUGUGCAGAACCAAAUAUGCCAGGAGUUUGUACGAGGAUAUCGGUGUUCAAAGAUUGGAUAUUGCAAAACAUCACAAACACCAGGCAUGGAAAAAGGCCUGAAACAUACAGACUGACGGAGUUUAUUCAGAUCAAAAAUCAGUCUAUGUUUUCCACCUGUCUCCCUCCGUUUGGCGAUUAUGGAGGAGAAAUCUUGAUCUCGAUGACCCCACAGGCGUUCAAUAUGGCAAUGUGGCAAUGUGUGCUGCUACUGUGGUUACUUCGACCGACGGAUGGUCAAGGACACAAUUCCAGCCAAGAGGCAUUAUCAGAUGCACAGCAAAGCAUACAGAACAUAAAAUGUCCAGGUGACUGCGUUAAUCUUUUCGCAUCCUUCCUAUGCGAUCGAGUCUUGGAUCAAGUCAAGUGCGACGACGAUUAUUCAAGAUGUUGCGUGGCCGAAGACAUGAUUUUUGGUACCGAAGUGGUGACGUCGCCCCCGUUACCCGAAGAAUUCGAAAAUGCCACUACUACAACCCCGAGUACAACCACGUUGUCUACGUACCACGUCGAACCAACGUCACACCCAUUCAGUCACAGCAAAUUGGCAUCUUGUCCGGGAUCGUGUGUAGACAGACGUCACAGUGCCUCGUGCGAGAAAAUCGCUAAAACUGUUUGCAGCCAAGAGGGCAAAGACUGCUGUUCUAAAAAUGUCACCAUUUCGGAAACGAAACCGGAUUUAUGCCCGGGGACUUGCGUUUCGGCUCUCUUUAGUCUGUUAUGCGACCACGUGGCACACGAGUAUUUCUGUGCAGACGGUGGCAAAUGCUGUGUUCCUCCAACCACAACAACCACCCUCCCACCUAUAAACCCAUGUCCCGGAAACUGUAUUCCCACUUUACUAAGUGGAAUGUGCAACAGACCGUCACUGUUAAUAGUGAAAACGACAGAUUGCCCAGCAGGGACGAUCUGUUGUUACACGCCUGUCGAACGGAUCAAGCCUACAACUCCUCCAUCAACUCUACCGACGACCCCGAUUCCGAAAGUGAAACCGAACAAGGCAAACUUUCCCAUUGAGUACAUGUGUCCCGGUACAUGUAUCAACACCCUUCUUCGAUUCACGUGUGUAAAAAAUCACAUAAUAUAUAAUCGAUUCAACUGUAAUACACCUGGAACAGUUUGUUGUGUUUCUAUUUAUGAGGUAAACAGGUUUGAGCAGAUGUUCCGGCGACCUCAUUCUCCUUCUCGAAUCACCAAUUAUACAAUUCAUACAAACAUAAAAGCUCCCAGCGUGCGGAUACCAAACCCUUACAUGUGUGGAAUCAAAGGAACCGAUAGAAGGCAGGCAAAGAUUAUAGGGGGCCUCGACUCUCUACCGGGAGAAUGGUGCUGGCAGGUUGCUCUCAUAAAUUCUCAAAAUCAGUAUCUAUGUGGUGGAGCCUUAAUUGGUACUCAGUGGGUUUUAACUGCAGCACAUUGCAUAACCAACAUUGUGAGAAAUGGAGAUGCCCUGUUCAUUAGGGCAGGUGAAAAUGAUCUGACACAACAGAAACAAAGAAAGUCAACAUCCGAAACAAAGCGAGUCAUCACUACUUACAUCCAUCACAAUCACAACAGUCAGACAUUAGAUAACGAUAUCGCACUCUUGAAGUUACAGUUGCCGGUAGAACUAAACAAAAACAUCUGCCUGAUCUGCUUACCUGCUCGAGGAGUCACUCAGCAGGCCGGAAAAUUAUGCACCGUAACCGGUUACGGCUAUCAAGGAGAAGCUGGCCCCAUAGCACUUAAAGUCAGACAAGCACAACUGCCAAUUAUUGACGAAAGAGAAUGUACAGUUCAAAUUAAUGCAGUUACAGAAAAGUUAUUUGUUCUACCUGCUAGCAGCUUCUGUGCAGGUGGCAAAGAAGGUGAAGAUGCCUGUCAGGGAGACGGCGGAGGACCUUUAGUUUGCGAAGUGGACGGAUUUUACGAGCUGACGGGAAUCGUGUCGUGGGGUUUUGGCUGCGGCAGACAGGACGUGCCUGGAAUUUAUGUGAAAGUUUCUUCAUUCAUCGGCUGGAUAAAUCAGAUCAUCAGCGUCAAUAAUUUAUAGUGAAAAAGUAAUUUAUCACUCUACCUCCAAUACCAAAAAUUAAUUUUGAUCAUUUUCUAGUUUAAUUAUAUCA